Molecule: messenger RNA, 1305 nt
Organism: Lathyrus oleraceus (garden pea)
Lineage: Eukaryota; Viridiplantae; Streptophyta; Magnoliopsida; Fabales; Fabaceae
Exons: 6
Coding region: 1-1305 (434 amino acids)
Source: RefSeq, a predicted model, not a curated record
AUGGUUCAAAUGUUUGCAAUGUUUGCAUCAUUACAAGUCGAUAAUAAGGCUGCAAGUAUUGAUCUUCCUGUUGUGUGCAAUUUCCUAGAUGUAUUUCCAGAUGAUAUCAGUGCUUGCCACCAGAGCGUGAGAUUGGGUUUUCCAUUGAUGAUGUCAGCUUCAGAGGUAGAUGAAUUAAAGAAACAAUUGGAAGAGUUGCUUGAGAAGAAUUUUAUUCAACCAAGUGUUUCUCCGUGGGAUGCACCAGUGUUACUAGUUAAGAAAAAGGACAACAAUAUGAGGUAUCCCAUUUCGAGAAUUGAUGAUCUCAUGGAUCAAUUGAUGGGUGCUUAUGAUUUUAACAAGAUAGAUUUAAGGUUAGGUUAUCAUCAAAUUCAUGUGAAACCAGACGAUAUUCCGAAGACUGCAUUCAGGACAAGGUAUGGUCAUUAUGAGUAUACGGUGAUGCCGUUUGGAGUGUGUAAUGUGCCAGUGGGAGACUCUGAGUCUGCUACUGAGAUUCGAAGUUUCCUUGGCUUGGCUGGUUAUUAUCACAAGUUUAUAGAAGGCUUUUUGAAGUUAGCACCGCCUUUGACUCAAUUGACUCGAAAGGUAUAUUGUGAUGCGUCAAAGAUGGAUCUUAGUGGUGUACUGAUGCAGAAUGGCCAGGUAGUUGCUUAUGCUUCCAAACAAAUGAAGGUUCAUGAAAGGAAUUAUCAUACGCAUGACUUCGAGUUGGAAGUUGUGGUUUUUGUUCUGAAGGAUUAUGAUUUUGAAUUGAGUUGCCACCCGGGUAAGGCUAAUGUUGUAGCUGAUGCGUUGAGUAGGAAGUCCUUACAUAUGUCAAUGCUUAUGGUUCGAGAGUUAGAAUUGAUUAAACAAUUCAGAGAUAUGAGUUUGGUGUAUGAAGAGACUCCUAAUAGUGUGAAGUUGGGUAUGAUGAAGCUGACUAGUGGUAUUCUCGAAGAAAUUAGAGAAAGCCAGAAAUCUGAUUUGGGUUUGGUGGAUCGUCUCACGUUAAUCAACCAAGGUAGCGGGGGUGAUUUUAGGGUUGAUGAGAAUGAUGUGAUGAGGUUCAGAGAUAGGGUGUGUGUUCUAGAUGUGCAAGAAAUCAAGAAGAGCAUUCUUGAGGAGGGUCACAGAAGUGGGUUAAGUAUUCAUCCCGAUGCCACAAAAAUGGAUCAAGACUUGAAGAAAUUGUUUUGGUGGCCAGGAAUGAAUAAGGAAGUACCUGAGUUUGUGUAUGCUUAUUUGAUUUGUCAGAAGUCGAAGAUUGAACAUCAGAAACUGUUGGUUCUGAUGCAACCGUUGAAUAUUCCAGAGUGA